Messenger RNA from Penicillium brevicompactum, 1680 nucleotides. Its product is annotated as glycoside hydrolase family 32 protein. The coding region runs from base 1 to 1680 and encodes 559 amino acids. The record is from RefSeq and is a predicted model, not a curated record. Gene Ontology annotation, biological process: sucrose catabolic process. Lineage: Eukaryota; Fungi; Ascomycota; Eurotiomycetes; Eurotiales; Aspergillaceae. The transcript has a single exon. Gene Ontology annotation, molecular function: sucrose alpha-glucosidase activity.
AUGGGAGUUCUCCUCAAGGCCCUGGGCCUUCUCGCUGGAACGGCAUCCGCGUUGGACUAUGCUGAGCCGUUCCGUCCCCAAUAUCAUUUCUCACCGAGCAAGAACUGGAUGAAUGAUCCCAGUGGUCUGCUAUACCAUGAUGGAAUUUACCAUCUUUUUUUCCAAUAUAACCCUGCCAGCUUUGUUUGGGGAAAUAUGUCGUGGGGUCAUGCAACGAGUAAAGACUUGACUCACUGGGAGGAGCGCCCUGUUGCUUUGCUUGCUCGCGGAUAUCCCGAGGAGGUCACCGAGAUGUACUUCACGGGAAGCGCGGUCGCAGAUGUGAAUAACACCAGUGGCUUUGGGGUUGACGGGAAAACUCCUUUGGUCGCCAUGUACACUUCUAUGGUACGCAGGCUGUUUAUUUCAAGUGUAUCGCAUGUGAAGACUAACAAUUUCGUUAUCAAGUAUCCCAUGGAACAAGACUUACCAAGUGGUAAACACGUUCGCACAGAGCAACAAUCCCAGUCGAUCGCUUACAGCCUUGAUGAGGGUGAGACCUGGACCACAUACGACGCAGAGAACCCAGUUAUCCACAAUCCACCCUCAGGCUAUGAAGACGAGUUCCAGAACUUCCGGGACCCCUUCGUGUUUUGGCAUCAUGAAUCUGAGAAGUGGAUUGCUGUCACGGCGCUCGCGUCGGUCCAUAAGCUUGUGAUCUGGAGCUCAGAGAACCUCAAAGAGUGGUCUUUCGUGAGUGAGUUCGGGCCCUACAACGCCGUUGGUGGAGUGUGGGAGUGUCCCAAUCUGUUCCAGCUCCCCAUCAAAGGCGAGCCAUCCAACAAGAAAUGGGUGCUGGUAUUGGGUCUUAAUCCCGGUGGUCCACCCGGCACAGUCGGAUCAGGCACACAAUACUUCAUUGGCGACUUUGAUGGAACCACGUUCAAAGCCGAUUCCGACAGCGUUUACCCGGGUAAUGCUACCUCCAACUGGAUGGACUGGGGUCCGGACUUCUACGCUGCAGCCAGCUACAACGGGCUGCCCGAGGGAGAUGUCGUCCAGAUCGCGUGGAUGAAUAACUGGCAGUAUGGAAAUGUCAUUCCGACAGACCCAUGGCGAAGCGCGAUGUCUGUUCCCCGACAACUGUCUCUGAAGAGAAUUGAUGGAAAGAUUACGCUCAUUCAACAGCCGCAAGAGGGCUGGAAGAGUGUUUCAAGCCACAACAGUUCUAAGCAGUCCUGGAAAUCUGUACCAGAGGGUUCCACCACCAUCGACUCCCCGGGAAAGGCGUUCAAGAUUGAUCUAAGCUUCGCCGACCACGAUUCCGAUGAUUCACAUGCAUCUACAUUUGCGAUAUCCGUGCGCGCGACUUCCGAUUUCCAGCAGGAGACACUUGUCGGAUACAAUUUCACCAGCAAGGAAGUCUUUGUGGACCGACAACACUCAGGAAAUGUUUCAUUUGACAAGACCUUCGCAACCCUUUAUCAUACCCCGUUGAAAGCAAGCGCAGACCGCCGUGUCAACUUGCAGGUCUUUAUUGACUGGUCGAGCGUUGAGGUCCUGGGUGGACAGGGUGAAGUCUCAUUGACGGCGCAGAUUUUCCCGAGUGAGGAUGCGACUGAAGCGCGUGUCGUUUCGGUCGAUGGAGUGACGAAAGACGUCAAGCUUCAAAUUCACAAGAUGGAUUCCGCCUGGCAUUAG